This is a messenger RNA of Melanaphis sacchari, 785 nucleotides long. It is a transcript of the gene ATPsyndelta, whose product is annotated as ATP synthase subunit delta, mitochondrial. Gene Ontology annotation, molecular function: proton-transporting ATP synthase activity, rotational mechanism. The transcript has 4 exons. Gene Ontology annotation, biological process: proton motive force-driven ATP synthesis. The record is from RefSeq and is a predicted model, not a curated record. Bases 118 to 603 code for a protein of 161 amino acids. Lineage: Eukaryota; Metazoa; Arthropoda; Insecta; Hemiptera; Aphididae.
AGAGUGCAGUUAAAGAGACUAAACGAUAGAGGUCAUUUUCUAAUUUUCGUAAGCUAUUACUGUUUACCUCAUUAUUUUGGAUUUCUUCUUUUAUAAAAUCUCCCGUUCGACUAAAUAAUGGCUUUAUUUUUGCGAUCCACAAAAUUAGCCGCUAGGCUCACACAAGGACCAACUAAAUGCUUUUCAAGGAAUUACGCUGAUCAAAUGAACUUCACAUUUGCUGCCGCCAAUCAAAUUUUCUAUAAUAACAAAAAUAUCAAACAAGUUGAUGUACCAUCUUUUAGUGGUUCAUUCGGUAUCUUACCUAAUCAUGUUCCCACAUUGGCAGUUCUCCGCCCUGGUGUUGUAACGGUAUACGAAGAUGAAGGAACAUCUAAAAAAAUAUUUGUUUCUAGUGGAACGAUAACUGUAAAUGAAGAUUCUAGUGUUCAAGUUUUGGCUGAAGAAGCUCACCCAGUUGAAGAUCUUGAUGGAUCAGCUGCGCGUCAAGUAUUACAAGAAGCUCAAAGUCAAAUGGCAACUGCAUCUGGUGAUGUUGCCAAAGCAGAAGCUGCCAUUGCCGUUGAAGUAGCUGAAGCACUUGUUUUAGCAGCAGGAAACUAAUACUGAAUGUAAACUAUGUAUUAUAUUAGUGUGGAAAUUUAUUUAAAAAUUUUCUCAUAUACAAUUAGGUUUAAAAAUUAAAUUGAAUUUCUACAUAUUCCGUUUCAUUUGUUGAUUUUGAAGUUGAAAAUUUUAAAUUAUAAUUAUUCUCGAUCAAUAUCCAAUAAAAAAUUCCAUAAUUA